Spizellomyces punctatus DAOM BR117 is the source of this 2319-nucleotide messenger RNA. RefSeq lists its product as uncharacterized. Gene Ontology annotation, molecular function: antiporter activity. Lineage: Eukaryota; Fungi; Chytridiomycota; Chytridiomycetes; Spizellomycetales; Spizellomycetaceae. Gene Ontology annotation, cellular component: Golgi apparatus. Bases 144 to 2177 code for a protein of 677 amino acids. The record is from RefSeq and is a predicted model, not a curated record. The transcript is spliced from 5 exons.
GCGCCCGAGGACGUGUCUUCUUUCCAGAAAAGCUCUUAGGGUUGCAGGCAACAGGGCAGGAGGUGAGUUCUCGUCUUUCAAAAAGGGUUGGGCGACUCGCAAAGAUAGGAAAGAGUGUCGUUGGUAACGGGCGCUCUUUCGACAUGAAUUCCCGCACCGGCAUCAGUGUCAUCUUUUGGUAUUCAUGCACCGUCAUCUCAACAAUAUACUCUAAACGGUAUCUAGCAGCCUCUGGUGAUCCAUAUUCACUUUCCCUGCUAUCAGUGGGCAUUGGAGCCCUUGGCUCCUUGCUCUAUCGACCACGCAAAGAUGUAUCUAUCGACAGGGGAAAGCUUUACCCACUUGCAAUGCUCCACUUGGCAACUACCCUUCUGACCAACAUUAGUUUGGGGAAGGCGUCAGUUGCCUUCACCUACAUGGUGAAGGCUGCAGAGCCAAUCUUUGCUGCCGUCCUGUGUCGUCUCGUCCUAAAUGACAGGUGGCCUUUUCACAUAUACCUCUCUCUACUGCCCAUAUUUUUUGGAGUUAGCCUCACAGCUGGGGCAGAAAUGAACUUCUCUUUAAUCGGUCUGUUUUCAGCACUGGCCUCGAACCUUGCUUCCAGCUCGCGUAACGUAUUCUUCAAAUCGACUCUAAAGGAGCUGUCUGUGAACUGGAUCUCUGCCUAUUUUGAAGUCUGUCGUGGCGCAUUUACAUUACUGGCUCCAUUAUACGGCCUCGGGGUGGUUGCAGGAAAGUGGAGCAAAAAUGUGGAGGUGAAGACUCUUGAUUCGACGAUCACAAACGACGCAUCGACAUACCUUGUCCUUGGAGCUUCGCUACACUUCGCAUACAACCUAUUUAGCUUUGCGGUCCUUGAUAAGCUGUCCCCGGUGACCCACGCCGUUACAAAUGUGAUGAAGCGUGUCAUGACCAUUAUAUCUUCGCUUUUAUAUUUCGGUACCCCCUUCAACCUAGCCCAAUUCUUUGGCUUUAUCCUUGCAAAUACUGGGGUCGGAUGGUAUUCCUAUGCAAAAAUGAAGUUUAAGGAAACCCCGAACGGCUGGGAAGGCGUCUCUGCGUCCCGGUUAGAAUGGAGAAAAUCUGCAUGCAUUAAGGCCGUUGGGGUGAUAGUGCUGAUGACGAUAGCAACAGACUUCUUGGGGGUCUUCCAUAGUGUUUAUGCACAUCGGAGUAGAGGUGUACGGGAGCUCAACCGCCGGGAAUGUUUGCGCAAGAUCAAGAGUCAGACGCUCAAUGCUAUGGGACCCCUUCUACCGGAGGACGCCAGAUAUGUCAUCAUAGACUUGGCCACACACACCAAUCUUGGGGAUAAUUUCCUCUCGCUCGGUGAACAGAAGCUGAUUCAUGGUUUGGACCGAAAGCUGGUGGGCGUGUGUACUCUCAGCACCAAAAGAAGCUGCUCCUUUGAUCGAGUGGGAGAAUAUGCAAGAGACAACGUCACACUGCUUAUACACGCAGGCGGGAACUUUGGCACUCUAUGGGGCUACAUACAUGCAUACCGCAUGAAAGUUUUUUCGAACUUCAGGACUGCACGAAUGCUAUCUCUGCCGCAAUCUGUUUAUUAUGAUAAAGAACCGAAGAACGAUGCGAAAAUAAUGGCAGAUUGUCCGAACUUGACGCUGACCUGGAGAUCAAGAGAUUCUCUCCAAUAUGCUCAGGAGAACUUUCCACAAACGCCCUCAUUUUUCGUUCCUGACAUGGCGUUUAUGAUAGGUGAUGUAAUACCCGACGCGGAGCCAGUCGUAGAUAUCGUCUUCCUAGUCCGAAGCGAUCGGGAGAGUGUGCAUAAAUCCGCUAGCUGGAAGGAGGCGCAGCGCCUGCUUUCGGAGCAUGGUAUCAGCUACGAACACGUUGACUGGAAGCUCACAAAAGACCAGGAAACCUUCCCGGGAUUUGACGUUGGUGACCUGCUACUUAAGCGUUUACACAUUGCCAACCGCCUGCUCUCGCGGGGAAAACUAAUCGUUGCGGACCGACUACAUGCAAUUAUACUGUCAACACUGAUGGGGAAGCCGCAUAUCUAUUUGGAUAAUAGUUACAAGAAAAUAACGCAAGUGCGGAAAGCUGCUUUUGCUGAUAAGCCCGAGUGCAGCGAUGAAAACCUACAGGCAGAAUAUGCAGACAAUCCACUGGUGGCUGCUGAAAUGGCAAUUAAAAGAUUACACAAACUUUAGUUUAUAAUUGUAUUUAUUUCUGCUUCACUGUUGGCAUCUCCAGACUUGUAAUCUAACUUGUAAAUAAUAUACACUACUACAAAGAAAGCUAGUGAUGCAUUUGUAGUGAUGAAGAUGUCUACAUGCAUUGCAAGCUAGUCAG